GCUCCCCGGGUACAAAUAGCCCUGGGCUCCCAGGCUGCUCAGUCCAGCUCCUCAGCGCUCACGGUUUGCUCAGCUGAACGCUCAGCCAGGAACCAUGAAGCUGGCGCUGUCUCUGCUGCUGGUCACUCUGGCCCUUUGCUGCUCUGACGCAAAUGCCAAAACCUGUCCAGCCCUUCACAACGAAGCGAGAUCCUUCCUGUUGGACAUUAAACCGCUCUUUUAUUCCGUCCUCAAGACGUUUCCGGCACCUGAACCCGCCUACCAUUCCACGAUGGCUGUGAAGUAUUGCGUAGACCGGAUGUCCUUUAGCGACAGACACAAAAUUUACGACGUUGUGGAGGCUAUCGUGAAAAAGUGCAACCAAUAGAUUCAACAUACCCCACCUACGAGGGCCCCUGCUUUCACUGAUGCCCUGACCUUCCCUGGAAAAUGUAGAGGUUUCAACGUCUUGCUUCAAUAAAUCACUUGCCCUGCA
Molecule: messenger RNA, 475 nt
Organism: Myotis daubentonii (Daubenton's bat)
Lineage: Eukaryota; Metazoa; Chordata; Mammalia; Chiroptera; Vespertilionidae
Product: secretoglobin family 1D member 2-like
Biological process (GO): signal transduction
Source: RefSeq, a predicted model, not a curated record